AUGGAGGAGUGCGAGGCGCUGUGCACACGGCUUGGCGUACUGGUAAACGGUCGGUUAAAGUGCCUCGGCUCCUGUCAACACCUCAAGUCGCGCUUCGGUCAGGGCUACAGCCUCUGCCUCCAGGUCUCCUUGAACCCCUCCAUGUGGCCGAUUACCGUCACCUCUCCAGUCCCUACCAGUACUGGCGUCAAUUGCGUCGGCAGUCGAGCCUGUCUCAGCUGUGCCUCAUCCAUGAGUAAUCUUACUGUCGGCGUUGCUAGUACCGGAGACGCAGGCAGUUGUUGCUCCACUCCCACUGGCACUUUUGGGGACUCCGGUUCCCUGGCUCUACGUGCCUCCGUACAACGUGUGAUCGACUUUCUGACAACCGAGCUUACGCACGUCCAGCUGCUGGAUAGGCACCAGGUAUGUAUCAGUGACCCCCUUCGCUCAUUUUCAGCUCUUGUGUGGUUGUUUACCUUUUUCCGCAGGUAA
Messenger RNA from Dibothriocephalus latus, 474 nucleotides. The record is from the annotation of a GenBank genome assembly. NCBI's taxonomy places the organism in Eukaryota, Metazoa, Platyhelminthes, Cestoda, Diphyllobothriidea, Diphyllobothriidae.